AUGCCUGAUAAACACGUCGUAUUCGACGUCGUUGGCACCUGCGUCUCCUUUGAUGCAUUCUACAACACCAUCGACCGCGUCAUUGGCUCGCGACUUCUAGCCAAAAACAUCACCGCCCGCUCAUUCGGAUUCACCUGGAUGACAGCCGCAGAACUCGAGUUCACAUUCCUUUCAAUCUCCGAGCGCUACCGACCCUACAAAGACGUGAUCAAAGCUCUAUUCUAUCGAUCCCUGUACAUGUGUGGAAUCGAAUCCCCCCGCACCUUCGCCACAGAUGCAGAGCGCGACCAGUGCGUACAAGGCUACUCGGAACUAGAGCUGCGACCUGGAACAGCCGAUUGUUUUGAAAUUUUGCGCAAUGCCGGAUUCACAGUUUGGUGUUUGACUACUGGUGAUGCGAAGCGGGUUCGUGGAUACUUUGAGCGGGCGGGUGUGGAUAUGCCGUUGGAGAACUUCAUUACUUGUGAUACGGCUGGAGUGGCGAAGCCGGCGCUGGCGGCGUAUAAGCCUGCGUUGGCGCGAUUUGCGGAGGACGACGUGAAGUGGUUUGCGGCGGCGCAUAUGUGGGAUGUUUCGGCUGCUGUUAAGGUUGGGUUCCGGGGUGCUUAUUGUACGGUUUAUGAGAAGGAGUCUUGUGCUGAGUUGUUUGAUGCGGAGAUGGAUGUUCUCGCGGAUACUCUGCCGGACAUGGCGAAGAGUAUUGUUGCGGCUUCUACGUGA
Messenger RNA from Penicillium olsonii, 720 nucleotides. The record is from the annotation of a GenBank genome assembly. NCBI's taxonomy places the organism in Eukaryota, Fungi, Ascomycota, Eurotiomycetes, Eurotiales, Aspergillaceae.